Messenger RNA from Telopea speciosissima, 1044 nucleotides. RefSeq names its product WAT1-related protein At1g09380-like. The transcript is spliced from 7 exons. Gene Ontology annotation, cellular component: plasma membrane. The record is from RefSeq and is a predicted model, not a curated record. Gene Ontology annotation, molecular function: transmembrane transporter activity. Bases 31 to 1044 code for a protein of 337 amino acids. NCBI's taxonomy places the organism in Eukaryota, Viridiplantae, Streptophyta, Magnoliopsida, Proteales, Proteaceae.
AACUGCCACAACAAAGAAAAGAGGAAGAAGAUGGCGAGAGAGUUGUUACCCUGUUUGGCCAUGAUCUUGGUUCAGUUUGGGUUUGCUGGAAUUAACUUGAUAUCAAAGCUCGCCUUAGACGCAGGAAUGAACCCUUUUGUCCUUGUUGCUUAUCGACAGGUCUUCUCCGCCCUUACUAUAUCCCCAUUCGCUUAUUUGUGGGAGAGGAAAACCAGACCAAGGGUCACCAUACAAAUUCUUUGUCAGAUUUUCCUGAGCUCCAUUGUUGGGGCAACAUUGAAUCAGUGCCUUUUUUUUCUUGGACUCAAAUUUACAACAUCAACAAUAGCAUCUGCAUUGGGCAAUUUACUACCAGCAAUCACCUUCAUCAUAGCUGUUCCUUUUGGAUUGGAGAGAGUGGGAAUCAAGAAGAGAUCAGGGAAAGCUAAGGUAUUGGGAACAAUAUUAUGUGUUGGUGGUGCCAUGUUAAUGUCAGUUUACAAAGGCAGAUUCAUCAACAUUAUGGAAUCCAGCAUCCAUUGGAGAUAUGCUGAGAGUAUGCACAAGACAGAUUCUAGCACUAAAUCCAAUAUGUUUUUAGGUCCCUUGCUUAUAUUUGCAGGUUGCAUCGCUUGGUCAUUAUGGUUUAUAAUCCAAGCUAAAAUGAGCAAGACAUUUGUAGCUCCUUACUCAAGCACGGCCUUACUAUGUUUCAUGGCUAGCAUUCAAUGUGGAGUCAUUGGAAUAUGCGUGGAGCACAAUAUCUCUGGAUGGUCUUUAAAGUCUCACAUUAGACUCAUCACAGCUCUAUGCUCUGGAGUUGUGGGAUCACUAGUGAUUUGCAUCAUGUCAUGGUGUAUAGAGAAGAGAGGUCCUCUUUAUGUUUCCAUGUUCAACCCACUAGUGCUCGUCAUUGUAGCUGUAAUGGGUUGGGCAAUACUCAAUGAGAAAUUAUAUAUGGGAAGUGCUUUGGGGUCAGCAUUGAUAGUGGUGGGACUUUACGUUGUUCUACGGGGGAAGGAGAAAGAGAUGGAUCGCAUAAGCAUAGACAAUGGGUUGAGAUAA